AUGAAGUUCUCAAAGACCCAGUCGUACUCGCUGUUCGCUGCCGUGCUCGCUGUCGCAUCUGCCCACCGUGCCACCGUCCAGCCCUUUGGUCCUGAACUCGUUCAGAAGGAAUUCCACACCCCUUCGUCUCUCUCUGAGAGCAACAACUUUGGUAUCUAUAACGACAACCAUGCCUUCUUCACUGGCUCUGCCUCCAACCCUGAGCGUGUUGCUUUGGACUUUGUUGAGCAAAAGUUGACCGAUUCCGACUACAUCGUCAAGAACGCCUAUACCUCCAAGCACAACGGCGUCACCCAUGUCUACCUCCGCCAGCGUGUCGAUGGCCUCGAGGUCAUCAACGGUGACAUCAACGUCAAUGUUGACAAGGACGGCAAUGUCAUCUCCUUUGGCGACUCGUUCUACAAGGGCACCCGCCAGCAAAAGAAGUUGACUAUCAAGCAGUGGCUCCAGCGUGAGGCCGAGAAUUUGCAGGAGCAAGGACGCCAGUUGUCCUUUGGUGGAUGGAGACACCGCAGCCAGCGCCACCAAGAUGAAGAGUCGUUCGACUCUGAGACAAAGGACACCAUCUCGCCUCAGGACGCCCUCCUCUCCUUCGCCCGCUAUCUCAACGUCGAGAUCCCCCGCCCAGAGGACAUGGACAUCGUUUCAACCAACUCCCUUCGCUCCGACAAGGUCGACGUCGUCAUGACAAACUGCCCUCUUACCGCUGACGGCAAAGUCCCCGUCUCCCAGGCCUACAUCCAGACCGAUGAGGGCACCCUCGAGCUCGUCUACGACUUCCAGGUCGAGAUGAAGGACACCGACAACUGGUUCCAUGUCCAAGUCAACGCUGAGACUGGCAAGGUCGUCCAGGUCGUCGAUUGGGUCGCCGAUGCUACCUACAAUGUCUUCCCCAUGGGUACCAAUGAUCCUCAUGACGGCAAGCGCAAGUUGGUCAAGGACCCUCACCAUAUCCCUGCCUCUCCUCUCGGAUGGAACCGCCAGGCCCAGAACAAGAACUUUACCACCACCAUCGGAAACAACGUCUAUGCCGGUGAUAACCGUCGUAACGGCAACGACUGGCAGAACAACCCCAAGCCCGAGGGUACUAUCGACGAGGACGGCGAGUUGGUCUUUGACUUUAAGCUCGAUCUCAAGAAGGACCCCUCGACCUACGUCGACGCGGCCGUGACCAACCUGUUCUACUGGAACAACCAGGUCCACGAUGUCUUCCACCACUACGGCUUCGACGAGGAGUCGGGUAACUUCCAGGAGAACAACUUUGGCAAGGGUGGUCUUGAGAAGGAUGCUGUUAUCGCCAACGCCCAGGACGGAUCUGGUUACAACAACGCCAACUUUGCCACUCCUCCCGAUGGUCAACACGGAAAGAUGCGCAUGUACGUCUGGGAUGUCAGCGAGGUUGCCCGCGAUGGUGAUCUCGAGGCCGGUAUUAUCAUCCACGAGUACGCCCACGGUAUCUCGACCCGUUUGACCGGAGGUCCCGCCAACUCUGGCUGCCUGGGAUGGGGCGAGGCAGGUGGUAUGGGUGAGGGAUGGGGUGACUUCUUUGCCACCAUGUUCCGCCAAAAGCCCAAACACGACUACGACUCUGUCUUUGACAUGGGAUCGUACUCGAACGACGGCCAGGGUAUCCGUCGCUAUGCCUACUCAACCUCGCUUGACACCAACCCCUCGACCUUCAAGAUCAUGGACGGACCCCAGUACUGGGGAGUGCACGCCAAGGGAGAGGUCUGGGCUGAGAUGUUGUACGAGGUCUACCGCAACCUCAACUUGCGCCUGCCCUUCACUCAGGACUGGUACACCAACGACAAGACCCACUUCGCCAACACCUUGGUCCUUCAGUUGGUCACCGACGGAUUGAAGUUGCAGCCCUGCUCGCCCUCGUUCAUCCAGGCCCGUGAUGCCAUUAUCCAAGCCGAGAGGAUCUUGACCAAGGGCAAGUACCACUGCGAUAUCUGGAGAGCCUUCUCCAAGCGUGGAUUGGGAACCAAGGCCAAGGUUGUCGGCGCCAACUCGCCUUGGGGCAGCACCCGUACCGAGAACUUUGACGUCCCCAAGGCUUGUGAUGCCUAA
Linnemannia hyalina is the source of this 2073-nucleotide messenger RNA. The record is from the annotation of a GenBank genome assembly. NCBI's taxonomy places the organism in Eukaryota, Fungi, Mortierellomycota, Mortierellomycetes, Mortierellales, Mortierellaceae.